Messenger RNA from Cottoperca gobio, 2768 nucleotides. It is a transcript of the gene frk, whose product is annotated as fyn-related Src family tyrosine kinase. The transcript is spliced from 8 exons. The coding region runs from base 238 to 1782 and encodes 514 amino acids. Gene Ontology annotation, biological process: protein phosphorylation. Lineage: Eukaryota; Metazoa; Chordata; Actinopteri; Perciformes; Bovichtidae. Gene Ontology annotation, molecular function: ATP binding; protein tyrosine kinase activity; protein binding. The record is from RefSeq and is a predicted model, not a curated record.
UACGCUGCAACAUGAACCAUAAACUGAACCAGGAAACUUAGGAAAGUGGCAGCAGUCACGUCGCUCAGUGUGAAGUGUUAUGUGCUGAGGUCAAAGACACUGCUGCCAGGUCCUGGGAUUAAUACAGUGACUCAGUAUUUGAAUGAAUGUGGAUCAUGAGCGAGCAGAAGGGAUUCCCCCGAACUAUUUCCACUUAUUGCUGACACGGAAUGACUUGCUGUGAUUGACGGCCAAACCAUGGAGAUCCAACAGAGGUUUUCUUCGUGCUGGGAGAGUUUUGUGACAUGUUUAAAAAAACCGAACCAAUCUGAAGGGAACACCAGGCCUGAGGAGAAACCUCACACGGUUGUUGUAAAUAUCGGUGCUGAUCACAUUGAUUCUAAACCAUGUUCACCGCCGGUCCCAGCGGGGGAUUAUUACAUCGCCCAGUAUGAUUACUCCGCUCGUACUGAGGAGGACCUGAGCUUCAAUGCCGGGGAUACUUUAGAGGCUCUGGAUAAAAGUGCUGGUGAAUGGUGGUUUGCGAAAGCCAUCAACGGGGUCUCGGCCCCCAAACAGGGAUACAUCCCGGCUAAUUAUGUGGCUCCCGUGGAGAGUAUUGAUGCAGAACCAUGGUAUUUUCCCAACACCAAGAGGCUGGAUGCAGAGAAGAUGCUGUUGGCAGGAGGGAACCAUCAUGGUGCCUUCCUCAUCAGAAACUGUGAAAGUCAGAAAGGGGAGCGCUCCCUCUCAGUGCUGGACAGUGGGAAGGUGAAGCAUUACAAGCUGAGAAAACUGGAGAACGGUCACUACUUUGUGUCGAAGAGCCGAUCCUUUGCAACACUGCAGGAGUUAGUGGAACAUUACUCCAAGCAGCCCGAUGGCCUCUGUGUGCGUCUGGGUGAGCCUUGCAAAAAGAUGGAGGCUCCACAGACUCACGGCCUGUCCUAUAACACGGUGGACCAAUGGGAGAUUGACCGCAACUCCAUCAAGUUGCUGAAGAAGCUUGGAGCCGGUCAGUUUGGAGAAGUGUUUGAAGGCCUGUGGAACGAAACCACCGCAGUCGCAGUGAAGACCCUCAAACCAGAUGCCAUGGAUGCAGAGGACUUCCUGAGAGAGGCUCAGAUCAUGAAGAGGCUGCGGCAUGCCAAGCUGAUCCAGCUGUACGCUGUGUGUACCAUGGAGCAGCCCAUCUACAUCAUCACAGAGCUGAUGAAGAACGGCAGCCUGCUGGAGUACCUCCAACAGGAUAAGGGCACCACGCUGGGGACCUCUGACCAGAUUGAGAUGGCUGCCCAGGUGGCAGCAGGCAUGGCUUUCCUGGAGUUACAAAACUACAUCCACAGAGACCUGGCAGCCAGGAACGUGCUGGUGGGCGAGAACAACAUCUGCAAGGUGGCUGACUUUGGCCUCGCCAGGGUCUUCAUGAAAGAGAAUGAAAAUGUGUAUGAAGCCAGAGAAGGAACUAAAUUCCCUGUGAAGUGGACCGCUCCAGAAGCCAUCCACGACAACAAGUUCAGCAUCAAAUCGGACGUUUGGUCCUUCGGAAUUUUGCUGUAUGAGAUCAUGACGUUUGGACAGAUGCCUUACCCUAACAUGACCAACUACCAGGUGGUCCAAAGGCUUCCCCAGGGCUACAGAAUGCCGUGCCCCCCCAACUGCCCCAAAGUCAUGUAUGACAUGAUGACAGACUGCUGGAAGGAGAACGAGCAGGACCGGCCCACAUUCGAGACCCUGCAGUGGAAGCUGGAGGACUUCUUUGACCUGGAUGUCACCUCCUACGACGACGCCGGCCGUUACUAGCAGACGACCAGACUGUGACACUUGGCAAGAAAGAGACAAAAAAAAUUAACCAUUCUUUCAUCACUAAACCGAAAUCACCUGAAUCCAAACAUACAUCGAUGUUUUAACCGAUUCAAAUGUAAUUUAAAAUGUAAAACUUUCAGACAGGCUGCUGGAUGCAUCUCUUUUAAAGCACACUUGAUUGGAAGAGAUAGAAAGCUGCUUUCUGUCCAGCUCGACCAACUGGUUCUUCUUGCACUCAACAAUGUGUGCCAUACAUUCUUUCCACUGGCUACCUGCCAAGCUGCCGCAAGGUACCUGAGAGGAGUCAUGAGUCAUGUCACUUACAAGCUCUGUCCGUUUGGCUUGUAUCUCCAACUCCGCCUAUUCCUAAAUGUAUAUGUAGCGACCAGAAGUGUGUGAUUCAAAGGAGGGAGACUGUCUGGGGCCACUAAAUAAAAGAAUAAUAAGUAUCUCCUUAUUAACACACUGCUUGCAUAAAAAUGACUUAAUUCUAAAGGUCCACGCCCUCCAUGGCAUAAUGAAGUAGUUGCUCUUCAGUUACUAAAGAGCUAAAUAUCAAAGGGACAUGGUCUAGUCUGUAUGGUGCUCUGGUGUCUUGAAGGGAAAACAAACAAAUAAAUAAUAUAAUACGCCUCAAUCAUCCAGCGUCUUCGUGGUAGCUCCACUCACUGCACCUACAAAUCUGCAGUGCACAUUAUGUGUUAGUCUUACAGAACUUUCAGUGUAAUGGCUCAAUGACUGAACAAUGUGACACUGGAAUGGAGUCCUCCUUUUGAAUGAGUUGUGUUGUGUUGUUGAGACGGCACAGCUAAUCCUAUGCUAACAUGCCGAAGUGUUGGAGCCUGGUGGAUUAUCUCAUGCGCUGACAAUUCUGGAUGUCUUUAGUGUCAUGAACAAUAUAUUUUUAAUUGUACAUUAUAAUCAUGGCAGUGUUUAUAUAAUCUUCUGUUUUAACAUAAUUAAAUGACUUCUAUUUACUAAGA